AUGGACAAGAUGCAAGUGCAGGUCGUGGGUGAACACAAUGAGAACAAGAAUGAGAAGAACAUCAAGAAGAGGCUUGCGAAGGAGUUUGCCAAGAGCUCGACGCCGUCUCAGGCUUUGCUUCAGAUGGAGCGCGACGAGGUGCCAGUGUCGCAUCGUCCGCCUGCGUGGCAGAUCGCGAACUUUCGUCCAAAACCAGAGCGGCAAUCAAAGCUGGCGGCAGAUUGCGUGGCGUCUCUGCAGAGGUUCGUCAACAAUCCUCCGCAAGAUAUUGUGGUGUAUGACGGCAGUGUCAUCACCGAUGAGGAGGCUCGCAUCAUGUUCAGCUUUGACAUGGCGUCUGACUGGCUGAAGCAGCAGCCGCUUUCCAGCUUCUUGAUGGAUUUUACACACAAGACAAACGCAAAAGACCUUCUUUUGGGUGCCAUCGGCCCCGUGGGGCUACACACGGAAAAAGAUGGUGCAGGGCGACCGGCCAUGCGUUUCAUGCCCAUGUUCUUCUUGCUUGCCCACACCGAGGAUCACGAAGCGCAUGAGCAGCUGGUGCGGAAGUAUGUUGCGGCGGCCACCGAUGCGAAGAAGCGUGACCCGGCGACGGGGGAGACCCGGCUGAAAAACCAGGAACUACUCCCAAUCCUGACAGAUCUUCUGCAGCACAGCUCGUGGCUUCCUAGUGGCAUCGAGUUUACGGCGCUAUGGAAGAGUGCCCUCUUGCGUUUGCGGGAGGAUGAAGCACCGACGGACUGGGGCGAGCCGCUCUUGGCGGCUUACCUAGAGGCCAAUCUCCUGCAAGUAAGUCCCGACGGAAGCAUCUCUGCCACCUGGCGGAGUGGCCUGGGAUGUGUUCCUCCUGGCUUUACCACGUUUGCUCCCAACUCCAUCGAACGAUCGUGGAGGUUGCUCAAGUCGCUGCUGAAGUCGAAGUUCCUUCGCUGA
Symbiodinium sp. CCMP2456 is the source of this 933-nucleotide messenger RNA. NCBI's taxonomy places the organism in Eukaryota, Dinophyceae, Suessiales, Symbiodiniaceae. The record is from the annotation of a GenBank genome assembly.